This is a messenger RNA of Lactuca sativa (garden lettuce), 3798 nucleotides long. Its product is annotated as disease resistance protein RML1A. Gene Ontology annotation, biological process: signal transduction; defense response. Lineage: Eukaryota; Viridiplantae; Streptophyta; Magnoliopsida; Asterales; Asteraceae. The record is from RefSeq and is a predicted model, not a curated record. Gene Ontology annotation, molecular function: protein binding; ADP binding.
AAAAAGUAUUCACGCGGAGACCAAAUCAGCUAAAGAAGACAACUUACAUUGACUUUGCUGCCAAACAUUGACUCUUCACUCUAGUAGCAAACAAGAGACAUUCAUCUCGAAUUUAGAUCUAAGACAACCAAAAUCAGAAGCAACGAAACUUAUAAUCCCAGCUUAUAUACACUCUUCUAAUUCUUCUCAACUUCCAUGGCCAUCCUCACUGAAUUACCAGAAGAACAAGAAGCGGCAAUAAAAUAUGAUGUUUUCCUGAGUUUCAGAGGGAAAGACACUCGUCUGGGUUUUAUGGAUCACCUCUACCAAGCUUUGGUGAAUGAAAACAUCUCUACGUUUCUUGAUGAGGAAGAGGUUGAAACUGGGGAAGAACUUAAACCCGAGCUUGCAAGAGCUAUAAAAAGCUCCCGUGCUUCCAUAGUUGUGUUGUCUAAGAACUACGCAUCUUCAACAUGGUGUCUGGACGAGCUCGUGAUGAUCCUUGAGCAACGAAGGGUCUCUGAUCAUAUUGUUCUCCCUGUUUUUUACAAUGUCGAGCCGACACAUAUCAGAAAGCAAAAAAGCACUUUUGGGGAAGCGUUAUUUGAACACAAACAGAGGAUUGAGUCUGAAAAGGAUGUGGAGAAGAAAAUUCAAGGUGCUGGUAAGUUGGAGAUGUGGACGAAAGGACUUACAGAGAUUGCUGAUUUGAAAGGAAAAGAUGCAACUGGAAGAAGAGAGACGGUGGUCAUCGAAGAAGUCGUGAAAGAAAUUAGUACUAGACUGGAACUACACUUGCAAAGGAGAAUUCCACACCUAAUUGGGAUGGAAGAUUCUAUUUAUACCAUCAGUUCCUGGUUAAAAAAAGAAUCUUCUGAAGCUGCUGAAAUUCUCACAAUUUGGGGAAUGCCCGGGAUCGGAAAAACAACAUUGGCAGAAUAUAUGUUUACCUCGCACCGCCAUAAAUUUGAAAGUAGUAGCUUUGUUGAAGCCAUUGGAAGAAGAUGUGCACAACAGCCAUAUUCGCAAAUAGAUUUGCAAAAACAGCUUCUUGGAGACGUUCUAAAGAAAAGAAAGAUUGAAGAAAAUAAUGCAGAUUUAUGCACAUCUAAGGUUGAAAAGGCAUUAUCUAGGAAAAAGGCACUUCUGGUUCUUGAUGAUGUUGAUAACUUUCAGCAACUGGAUGUGCUUAUUGGAACAAAAGGUUUUCAUCCAGGAAGCAAGAUUAUAGUAACAACCAAAGAUGGCUCCCUAACAGAAAAGUGUUCAUUGUUUCGUAUGAAAUUCCCUCCAAAACAUACAAAGCUUGCACUUCAUGGCUUAAGUGACACUGCAUCUAUGAGACUUUUAUGUUGGCAUGCGUUUGGAAACAAUGAUCCGAAGAAAGGUUAUGAGAAAGAAGCAGAACGAGUUGCCAAGUUUUGUGGAGGACAUCCAUUGGCUAUUAAAGUUUUGGGUUGUUCAUUAAUUAAUAAAGAUGCAGCCAUAUGGAGUGACGUCCUUGAAAUGUUGGAGGCAAAAGGAUAUUUAACUGAUGUACAAGAGAAUGUACAAAAGGCUCUGCAAAUUAGCUUUGAUUCUUUAUCAGGGGACUGCAAAGAACUUUUCAAGCACAUUGCUUGUUUUUUUGUUGGAAAAGAAAGAGAAGUUACACAAACAAUAUUAAAGGAAUGUGGGUUUCAAACAUCAUAUGGGAUCAACAAGCUCAUUGAUAGAUGUCUUCUCAAAAUUGGAGGAAGAAAUGAGUUGAGGAUGCAUCAAUUGCUUCAAGAGAUGGGGAGAGAUUUAGUCCGUAAAGAAUCACCUGAAAAGCCAUGGAAGCGUAGUCGAGUAUGGAAACAUGAGGAGUCCCUCGAUUUGUUGAAAAAGGACAAGGGCACCCAUAGGAUUCAAGGUCUUAUCCUUGACACGAAUCUAUUGAGAAAGGAGCUAUCGCAUAGAUCAGGUAGUCUGACUGAGCAUAACUUCCAAAAUGAUGAUGUGAACAAGACUCUUAGAGCUGCCCAACCAAUCCAGAUGGUCUAUGAGUUCUUUUUAAGAAUUUGGUUGUUUUUUGCUCGGCUUCUCCUAAUGCUUUCAUCUUCUCAUUGCAAAAAAGUCGAAUUGAGAGCAGAUGCAUUAAGAAAGAUGGAUAAGCUAAAGCUACUCCAACUCAAUCAUGUAAAAAUCAACGGAUCAUACAAGAAUUUUCCAAAAGGUUUAAGGUGGUUGUGCAUGCGUGGAUUCCAUUCAAAAUUCAUACCUUACGACUUACCAAUGGAAAAUUUGGUUGCUCUUGACAUGUCUUACAGUAAUCUCACACAACUUUGGAAGAAGCCAAAGCAUCUUGGGUCAUUGAAGAUUCUUAAUCUGAGUAAUUCCAAGCUUGUUAGAGUCGAAGGCUUCUCCGGGUUACCUGCACUUGAGAGGUUGUAUCUUACAAACUGUGAAAGCUUAGUUCAUGUGUGUGAGUCAAUUGGUGGAUGUGAUAGCCUUCUUGUUCUUGACUUGAGCUACUGUGAUAAGCUUAGUAAUGUUCCAAUUAGCAUUAGCAAAUUAAAGAAUGUUAGAAUUUUAUCAUUUGACGGUUGCUUAGGUGCUAGUGAAUUUCUAAUGCGGAUGAAGGAUAUGAAGUCAUAUGCAUAUUCCUCUUCUGUUGGAGAAUUUAUACCGAAAACUCCAAAAUCAAUUUUGCUACCUUCACUAGUAACCUUGUCGCUUGUAGGCAGUAAUUUAUCUAAUGAAUCCUUUCCAAAGAACUUCAGUAGCAUGCCAAUGUUGAAGGCAUUAUGUCUAAGGAAGAAUCCAAUUGAUUCCCUGCCUGAUUGUGUGAGAAGCCUUAGUAGGCUUGAGGUACUCGACGUUGGAGAAUGUUGGAUGCUGAAGUCGGUAUUGUACCCUCCAUUUACAAUCAAACAGUUGUCUACUGAAAAGUGUUUGUCACUUAUUAAAAUAACAUUCCAUCAAGAAAUGUUGUCACCACCAGUUGUGUAUUAUGAUUGGUCGGAGUCAUUGACCGAAAUUCAAGGCAUAAUCAAAUUUCAAGCUAUUGCACAAAUUGAGGACCAGAUAUUAUGUAGCUUGGGGUGGAUAAAUUUACAACAUGUGAAAGAUCAGAGGAUCCGGAUAUCGGAGUCAUCCUUAUGGUCUCGUGCAAAGAAACUCCCAAUUCCAGUCCAGAUGUUUUACGAAUUUGGAAUAUUUAGCACAUGUUUUCAUGGGAAAGCAGUUCCGGAUUGGUUACAUCAUAAAAGCAAGGGUUCAUCAAUAUCAAUAGCCAUGCCAUCGUCUUCAAUGAAUAAGAGUAUACAAGGAAUAAAUAUAAGCUUUGUGCAUACAUUUCCAGGCAUAGGAAAGCAAAGUCGUUUAAAAAUAAAAGUACAAAACGUGACAAUAAAUCGCACCUGGAUAUAUUAUGGUCAUAUUUUUUCUUUCCGAGAAACUGAUGAAGAUAUGGUAUGGUUAAGUCAUUGGAUGUUUGGGAAUGAGAUAAAAAAUGGUGAUGAAGUUUGUGUUACAAUAUUAGAAAAUAAACUAUAUGGUGGAGUAAUGGUAAGAGAGUGUGCAAUCGGUCCUGUGUACACUAAUAAGGACAAUAAUGAAGAAGAUCCUUUGAGUUAUUACAAGUCGUGGAAACAUAUUAUUGGUGGUGAUCUGUCCGAUUUUCAAGUAGCCUCAGGAGAGUACUUUCUAAACAAUUUUCGUUUUAUUUCUCAUUACCAUGUAUUUAAAAGACCUCUUAACUAAUUUUCUUGUGGUACGAAAGUUAAUUUGUAAAAAAUUUUCUAAUUCCAAAUUUUAAAAGGUAUACUAAUGAGAUUAUCACUCCUUAAUAUUGAA